This is a messenger RNA of Dictyostelium discoideum AX4, 4914 nucleotides long. RefSeq lists its product as hypothetical. The record is from RefSeq and is a predicted model, not a curated record. Gene Ontology annotation, molecular function: protein kinase activity; protein serine/threonine kinase activity; ATP binding. Lineage: Eukaryota; Evosea; Eumycetozoa; Dictyosteliales; Dictyosteliaceae. Gene Ontology annotation, cellular component: membrane. Bases 1 to 4914 code for a protein of 1637 amino acids. The transcript is spliced from 6 exons.
AUGAAUUAUAUUUUAUAUAUUUUAUUAAUAUUAAUAAUAUUUUCAAUAAAUAAUACUUUUUCUAUAGGUAGUUUUGUUUAUACACCCGAUGGUUACUAUAACUUAUAUCGAAUAAAUAAGUUUGAAAAUUUUUCAAAAAUACCAACAAAAGCAAACAGUGUCAAUGUAGAGCCACAUGAAUUAUAUUAUCCCGAUAUAUGCGACAGUGCAUUAAAAAAUAAAAAUUCAAACGAAUUUUCCAUAGACAAUUUCCCGGGAAGCCCUUUUUUAAAAGCAAAUAUUAAAAUUACAAAAGGAUCUAACAUGACUUUAGACCCUCUUUUGUCAAUUCAUCCAUCAUAUAUAAAUAUCCUAUGUAUAGAAGGUAGUUUCACAGCUGGAUCACAACAAACACUUACCUUAGGAGGUAUAAUCGUUUUGCCUGGUGGUAAUUUUCAUUGUAAUAAUUGCGUGCUACAAUUUGUUGACCUUUCUUCAACUAUAAUCAAAAUUGAUCCUUUUGGGUUUCUCCCAGGUAUCCUUAGUUUAGGUGGUUCCAUAUCUCUUAUUGGAUCUCAAAGAAUAUUGUAUUCAGCUAAACCGAUAGAAGAUAAUGUACUAGAGGUAAAUGAUAUAUCAACAUUAGAUCCAUUCAAUGGAUUCAAUGUAUCUAUAGUUAGCGACUCAUUUCCAAAUGUUAGAACUUCAAGAUUUACCUAUAACAAAAAUAAACUAGAGAUGCAAGAUUUAACAAUACCAACAACAGAUCUAAAUAUAAAAUUAUUUUUCAAUGAUUCAGGUUCUUUAAAGUUUGGAGGAAUAUCAACUAGAACUAAAUCAUCAAUUUAUAUAACAGGUGAUACUAAACUACAUAUUGAAAACUACUUACUUGAUUCAAUUGGUAAAACUUCAAAUAAAGAAUAUGAUGAUACAAAGCUAACCUUCUCAUCAGAUAAUCCAAAUAAUGUGACAGAUAUAAUAAUUGGUAAAAAUCAAAGAUUUAGAAACUCACUAUAUAUAGAGUUUUCAAAUAGUGUAACAAUAAAGAAUAGUGUAAUCAUUGGAAACACUGGUUCGUCGAGAUCAUCUUUAGUAUUUUUUCAAUCAAAUGUUAAUAUAUCAGGUAAUUUAAUAGUGGGCACAGCAGGUUCAAGUAUGAUUGCUCAGUAUGGUACAGAAUAUAUAGAAUCAUCAAAUAAUUAUUUCUCAUUAGUUUUACCAAAUGAAUUUCCUACAUCACCAGCAUUUAUGGAUUAUGGACAUGAAGGCAAUGGUAUCUAUUCACUUUCGCCAAACAUAUUCUCAACUAAUGAUAUAUUCAAUGGCCAAAAAAUUUUAUACAAUUUUAAUUUCAUAUCAAGAGAGAAUGUUACAGGUUUCGAUAAAGAUUGCUUCGCUCCAUGCGAUAUUAAUUCAAUAGUUGUUCCAAGUCUUUCACAAGAGCCAAUCGAUUUUAGUAAAAACUUAGUAAAUCCAAUUUCAAUUAAUCCAGUAGAUUACUUUUUAAUAGUUAAUAGUGAUGAAGAAUUAAAGAAUACUUUUUUUACAAUUAAAGAUUCAACUAUUUCUUCUAAAAUCAUUGUAAAUUUAAAAGGAAGUGGUUUAGUUUUAAAAAAUAUUAUUGGUGUUAAUAAUUUUAAAUUGACAGGUCAAGUUAAAAGGUUGGAUAUUUAUGAUUCAUUUUUUGGUUCAUCAACAACACCAUCAUUAGGUGAUAAUGGUAUUAAAUCAUCAGCUGUCAUAAUUAAAAACUCAAGCUUUUAUAUCGAUGAUUUUCAACUUCAAAAUAAUCAAAUCUAUGGUUCUUCGAUUGUGCCAUACCUCUAUGAACUUUUAAAUGUUGAUGAAUUUAUUCUAGUAGAUUCCAUUUUUCCAACUUCACAAUAUCAAAUACCAGUUGGUGGAAAAUUAGAUUUAAUAGUAAAACUUGUAAUAAUAUCACCAGUAAUUAGUCGUAUUACUUGUGAACUCGAAUCAGAUAAUGAAACAAUAACAUCAUCUGCUAUAUCAGAGAGUGUAAAUAAAGAGUGUAAAUUUCCAUUAACAUUUAAAAAUGAUGGUUCAGUAAAUUUAAAAGUAACAGUGAAAUUAAAGAAUGUAGGAGAUUCAGAAAUAAUGUAUAUUAUCAAUUUUCCAAAGAUUACAAUAUUUAGUAAUUAUUCAUUUUAUUCAGGUUGGUCAAUGGAAAACUCAACUGAAAAUGGAAUAAUUUCAGUUGAUGGUAAUUCAUUCAAAAAAGGUUGUAGUAUUAGUAGUAAUGAUAAUAGCAAUAAUUGUACAAUUUCAAAUAAUAUAAAAUAUAUAACAAAUUUACCAAAAUUAAAUAUAUCAAAUGACCUUAAUGAAUUAUUUUUAAAUGGUAUAACAUCAAUUAAUUCAAAUGAAUUAGUAACUAUAACAACAAGAAUUGAUAGUGAAACAAAGUAUUAUCAAAUUCAAUUAUUUUUUAUACAUCAACCAAUUGAUGAUCAACCAACACCAUUAUCAAUUUAUAUUGAAAAUCAACCAGUAUUCUUAUUGGAACCAUUAGAGAGUAAUUCAGCACCAAUUUUCAAAAAUUUAACAUUCAAUUUCGAUAAUAUCAACUCAUUGGAAAAUAUAAAUAUUUCAUUUGCAACAAGAGGUAAUACAUACUUAACAUCAAUGGCAAUUUAUUCAUCACUUGUAAUUGAAUAUCCAAUACCAGUUGAAAAAAUAAAUCUAUUACCAAUAAUUGUUCCAAUUUGUGUUACAGUACUUGUUUUAUUAUCCAUAUUAAUUGUAUUCUUUGGUGCCAGAUAUUAUAAACAUAAAAAAAGAAGAAGACUUGAAAUAGCUGUUUUUGGUGUUGAACUAUAUUCAAAGAAACCAUCAAAUAAUAAAUCACCAGUACCAUCAACACCAUUAAUUAUAAAUUCAAAUCAAGAACAAUCAUCAUCAAAUCAUAUAUCAAUAACAGUAAAUAGAAAUUCUGAUAUUCAAACACAAUCAGAAAAUAAUAAUUUAGAACCAACCACAGUAGAAACAACAACAACAACAACAACAACAGCAGCAGGAGCAAUAUUACAAACAAAUGUAACAUUAGAAAUGGAAAAUUUAGAAAUUAAACCAAUUAUAAAUAAUAAUGAACCAUUUUUUGAAGAUUAUAGUGAUGAAUAUGAUGAUUCAAGUGAUGGUGCAGAAUUAAAUGAAGAUGAUGUUGAAGAUUAUAUUAAUAUUAUACGAGGUGGAAAUAUUAAAAUUGAAGCAGAGGGUGAAUUAUUUGUUAGACAAUUUGAAAGAAAUACUUUUGAUCAAGAAUUUUUCGAGUAUAAAAAAAGUAAAAUACCAAGUCCUCAUUUAGUUCCAUCAUUAGCUCAUGGUGAUUUUAUUGAAAAUCCUUUAAAUAUUAUUGAUAUUUUACUUGACCCUGUUACCAAUGAAAUACCAUUAGAACAUUAUUUAAAAACUUAUAAAAAUAGAAAUGGACAAAGUGGUAAAUAUAGAACCAAUACUCAAACACAUGUUUUAAUUGCAGAUACAAUAUUCCAACAUUGUAAUGAUCCAGAUUUACCUGUAUCAGUAUCACCAUAUAUUUGUGAUUUUGGAAUGAAUGGUAGAAAAUCCGAUCUUGGUGAAGUUUGUCAUGAUACUAUCACUUUUAAAAAUAAGUUAAGUGAACCAUUAUAUGCAUUAUUUUUAUUCCCAGAAGGUGAUGAUAGUUCAAUAACAAGUUCACCUUUUCAAUCUAUUGAAUUAAAACCAAAUGUUGAAACUUCAAUUUCAUUAUCAGUUACUUUAUUUUCAACUACAAAGUAUAAUGAAAAAGUAAUAGUUCGAUUUGAAACAUUGGAUGUAAAGCAAUCAUGGUCAACAUUUGUUUUCCUUCGUUUAGAGAGUGAAUUAACUAAUAUAAUAGAUUUUAAUGAAAUUAUAAUUAAAAACUAUAUUUCAGAAGGUACAUUUGGUAUAGUUUAUCGUGGUAUUUGGAGAUCAUCACCAGUUGCAGUUAAAUUACUUAAAAAUGAAUAUGUUGAUCAUGAUGAAAUUGAAAAAGAAAUUUCACUUUUAGAAAGAUUAAGACAUCCAAAUAUACUAUUAUAUGUGGGUAGAUUUAUUUUUUCUGGUAUUCAUGGUAUUGUAACAGAUUAUUGUUCAAAAGGUUGUUUAAGUAAAUAUAUUCAUGAAAAUAAGUAUAAAAUAACAAUUAUUCAAAAAAUUAGAAUUUUAAUUGAUAUUUCAAAAGCAUGUGCAUAUCUUCACAGAAAUGGUAUUACUCAUAGAGAUUUAAAACCAGAGAAUAUAUUAAUUACUUCUUUGAAUCCAAAAUCUUUAGUUUGUGCAAAGGUAUCAGAUUUCGGUACAAGUAAAGAAACCAAUGAAAGAUAUAAUCUUCAAACUAGAAGAGGUACUGUUGCAUAUAUGAGUAAUGAAAUUCUAUCACAAGGUUCUUACACUAAAUCAACUGAUAUUUACUCGUUUGGCAUGCUCUGUUAUGAAUUAUUUUCAGAAAGAAUACCAUAUUAUUCGGAGCCACACUGGAGAAUAAGAGAAUUAGUACUUAAAAAUGAAAGACCUUCUUUAGAUCAAGAAAUUUUUAAAGAUACUGAUAUAUCUGAUAUUGUUACACGUUGUUGGAGUAAAAAUCCUUCACAAAGACCAACAUUUGAUUAUUUAUCAAAAUAUUUAAAACACUUAUUAAAAAAAUAUGAUAUAAAUAAUAUUAUAUAUGAUAAAGAUAAAAAAAAUAAAAAAAAAAAUAAAAAUAAUAAUAAUAAUAAUAAUAAUAAUAAUAAUAAUAAUAAUAAUAAUAAUAAUAAUAAUAAUAAUAAUGAUGAUCAUGAUGAUAAUAAUAAUAAUAUUAAUGAUAGUGACUGUGAUAAUAAUAAAAAUAAUAAUAAUAAUAAUAAUAAUAAUAAUAAUAAUAAUAAUAAUAAUAAUAAUAAUAAUAAUAAUAAUAAUAAUAAUAAUAAUUAA